This is a messenger RNA of Drosophila takahashii, 1569 nucleotides long. RefSeq lists its product as uncharacterized. Gene Ontology annotation, biological process: protein transport. Gene Ontology annotation, cellular component: cytoplasm. Lineage: Eukaryota; Metazoa; Arthropoda; Insecta; Diptera; Drosophilidae. The record is from RefSeq and is a predicted model, not a curated record.
AGGUCGCAACUGGAGUCUCAGUCGCGUGAAUGCGAUUUAUUAAAAAACUAAAAUAAUAAUGCGAUUCCGCGGCUGUUGGCCAUAAUUUUCCAUACCUCUGAAAAUGACAAUAAAUUGUGAAUUUAAUUUAUCGCGUGCCGCCGCUAUUUAUUAUACUGGCGAGCAAAUUUCGGGCUCACUCACUGUGACAGUGGGCGGAAAAAAACAUUUCCCAUUAGAGGGCGUAGGUAUCACACUCCAUGGAGUCUCAACGGUUCACUGGCGGGAAUCACUUCGCGGUCCCCCGGAAAUCGAACAUAAUGAUAGUACGGGAAGGUUCGAGUGUGCCAAGGUGGAUUACAAGGGCAGCAAGGUUCACAUAAAUCAAACAAAGAAGUUGACUGAAGGCCUACGCCUACAACCUGGGAUUUUUCGAUUGGGCGAAUUCCAGUUCAAACUCCCUGAUAAUCUGCCAGCCACCUGCAGACUUCCUUUCGGCAAUGUGGAGUACUUGCUAAAGGUUGUCAUUGAAAGGCGGGGCAAAUAUAACAAGUGCUUUCAGCAGCGACUGGUGAUAAGAAAGAGUCUGGAGUUUAGUGACCUAAAGCCGCAGUUUAAGGAAACAUCGAAUAUAGGCCUUUCACUACCCCGAAGUGUGUUUGUUCCUGGUCAAAGUGUACCCUAUGAGGUUAUUUCAAAAGACGGAGUUUUUAAAAUCCUAACCCGCUUGUGUAAAAGAGUUAGCUAUAAAAGUCAGGAACCCAAUCUCAAGACCAAAACAGUUAUACAAGUUUUAUCGGAGUGCUCGGACCUGAAAGGAGAUCUUCGACUGCCUCUGACAGCUCCUAUUAUGAGCCCCGUGGAUCAGUUGGAACUCAUACAGAUCAGUUACUAUAUUGAGACAUUUAACUACUUGGAGGCUCCGGUCAGACUGCCCAUUUUUGUGGCCACAGCAGCACCGCCUGUUUACACCCCGUUGGAAACCUCCCGACUUGGCUUCGUUAAUAUGGCCUUGAGCCAGAGCGAACUGUUUGGGCCAAUUAAUCAGUUUCUGGCCCACAGCUGUUCCCGAGAAAUUGGCGCCUUGGCGCUGAGCAAACACUGUGAACGCAUCAAGUUGCUGAAAGGCCCGAAGAGAAAACAGUCGUACGUGCAAUUAGCACUGCGAUACUUGUAUAAGAAAGUAUUACCCUGACACGCGCCGAGGUUGGAAUUUCAGUGUCAAGCUUUUGAUAUUUUAAGAAUUCAAUGGAAUCGAACUUGAAAUGCGGUAAUGGAAAGUAACCCAAACAACUGGAAUUCAGGGUGUCACUAUUACACUGGACAGAAAAUAAUGGAUUAAUGGCUUAGUACCAAAUACCAAACUAUUCAUGAUUUGAUCCCAAAGAGUUCAAGGCUAGACAUUUUUAGGAACAAAAAAUGCAGAUAUUAUAAACAUAAUUAGAAUAAUAAUAUUGUUGUAUUUUUUACUGUAAGUACUGACUACUAAGUCCUUAGGAUCUGAUUUAGAUUAAUAAUAAUAAAUAAAAAAGACUUAUUCUUCUUGCCAAUAAUAUUAAUUUUAAGUUGACAGCUAAAGUUAAAAUUACA